Diospyros lotus (date-plum) is the source of this 2773-nucleotide messenger RNA. Its product is annotated as peptidyl-prolyl cis-trans isomerase CYP59-like. The coding region runs from base 625 to 2442 and encodes 605 amino acids. The transcript is spliced from 16 exons. Gene Ontology annotation, molecular function: RNA binding; zinc ion binding; peptidyl-prolyl cis-trans isomerase activity. Gene Ontology annotation, biological process: protein peptidyl-prolyl isomerization. Gene Ontology annotation, cellular component: nucleus. The record is from RefSeq and is a predicted model, not a curated record. NCBI's taxonomy places the organism in Eukaryota, Viridiplantae, Streptophyta, Magnoliopsida, Ericales, Ebenaceae.
GGAAUACCGGCCUACGAACCCUGCGCAGCUGGACGGUCUUCUCUCUCUCAGAAUAUACACGAAGCGCAUCCGUUGAGACGCCGACGACCUCACCGCCAGGGGCGGAUCUAUGUGAGCAACAAAAAUUAAAUUUGUAGAGUAAUUUUUUUGAUUAUUUAGGAUUAGCCCAUCACAAACUCAGUACAGCCCACUUGCCUGCAAACCCUUCUCUUCUCCUUCCCGUCGACCUCGCUCUCGCUCGCGGCUCACCCUCGCUGCCUCCUCUUCUCUUGCUCGUCCCCUCGCGCUUGCUCUCGCUCGCCCUCGCUGGCUCUCUCUUGCUCUCGCGCCGAGCUCGGCCCCUCUUGCUCUCGCUCGCCCUCGCUCUCUGCCUCUCUUGCUCUCGCUCGCCCUCCCUCUCUGCCUGACUGCCUCUCUCAGUCUCUCUUGCUCUCGCCCCCACGCUCGCUCGGCCAGUCGGCCUCGCCCUCUUGCUCGCUGCCCUGGCCCCUGCCUCUGAUUCAGGUCUUCGUUUUACCCCCCCCCCCCUCCCCAAACAUCCAGAUUUGCUUCAUUCGAGCCCAGCCCCCCCAACCUAAAUUCCUAGAUCCGCCCCUGCUCACCGCCGUCCUUUACUGUCAAAAAAUGUCGGUGCUGAUAGUGACGAGUUUAGGAGACAUCGUCAUGGACCUGCACACGGAUCUCUGCCCCUUGACCUGCAAGAACUUCUUGAAGCUUUGCAAUUCAAAAUUCACAAUGAGCAUUUGGAUCUUUUCUGCGAAGACCGUCAGGAUCAAGUACUACAAUGGUUGUCUAUUUCACACGGUUCAGAAGGAUUUUACUGCACAAACUGGUGAUCCUACUGGAACUGGGGCUGGUGGUGAUUCCAUAUACAAGUUCUUAUAUGGUGAUCAGGCUCGCUUUUUUGGGGAUGAAAUUCAUUUGGAUCUAAAACACACAAAGAUGGGCACUGUUGCCAUGGCUAGUGCUGGAGAGAAUCUUAAUGCUUCUCAGUUCUAUAUCACACUUCGUGAUGAUCUUGACUAUCUUGACGGAAAGCACACAGUUUUUGGGGAGGUUGCAGAGGGGCUUGACACACUUCAGAGAUUAAAUGAAGCUUAUGUGGAUGAGAAGGGCAGGCCUUUCAGAAAUAUACGAAUCAAGCAUACUUAUAUACUAGAUGAUCCUUUUGAGGAUCCUGCCCAGCUAGCUGAGUUGAUUCCAGAUCCUUCGCCUGAAGGAAAACCGAAAGAGGAGGUUGAAGUUGAUGUACGGCUUGAAGAUGACUGGGUGCCCAUGGAUGAGCAAUUAGAUGCAUCAGAGCUUGAGGAGGUUCUCCGUGCAAAGGCUGCGCAUUCCAGUGCAGUAGUCCUAGAGAGUAUAGGAGACAUACCUGAAGCUGAAACAAAGCCUCCUGACAAUGUGCUGUUUGUUUGUAAACUAAAUCCUGUAACUGAAGAUGAGGACUUGCAUACUAUCUUUUCACGUUUUGGAGUUGUGACAUCGGCUGAAAUCAUCAGGGAUUAUAAAACUGGAGACAGUUUAUGCUAUGCUUUCAUUGAGUUUGAGAGCAACGAAGCUUGCGAACAAGCAUAUUUUAAGAUGGAUAAUGCACUAAUUGAUGAUAGAAGGAUACAUGUGGAUUUUAGUCAAAGUGUUGCAAAAUUGUGGUCCCAAUAUAGGCGCAAAGAUAGCCAAAAGGGUAAAGGAGGGGGUUGUUUCAAAUGUGGUGCUACAGAUCACAUUGCCAAGGAUUGUACAGGGGAUCCCUCCAGGCAGCAGUCAACGAAGUAUAUUUUAAAAGAUGAUAACAGUCAGCGAGGGGGAACGAACAACUCAAGGUAUGAGAUGGUGUUUGAUGAGGAAACUGCCAGAAGUCCACCGAAAGAGCGGAGACAGAGAGACUAUGAAAUAGAAGAACGUAAUCAGAGAAGGAAGGUGGAACACCAAAGUGCGGAAGAUCUUAAGGAAAGGGAACAUGAAAGGUCUCGUGAUAGGCAUGGGCACGGUGAUAGAACAAGGGAAAACAGGGACCAUGAUAGACAUAGGCACGGUGAUAGAACGAGAGAAAACAGGGACCAUGAGAGGAACCGUGAAAGUAGAGCUAGUCAAUCCAGUAGAAGAUCGAGGGACUUUGAAUACCAUGACGACAGAAGGGAUAGAGAGAAGCACAUGCAAAGGCAUGGGCAUAGAGAUGACAGCAGGACAGAUGCACGGGAUUACAAGAAGAGAAGUGCAGAUGGUGUUAGCAGUGCGGACAGGAAGGAAGAUGGGAGGGAUAACGAAGGCCCUAAAAGUUUAAAUAUCGAUAAUGGUAGACAGACCAAGGAUGAUGAUUCAAGCCACAGGAGGAACCGGGACGAGCGAGAUUAUGGGAAGAAAAGCAGAGAUAUCGAUGAUUAUCGUGAUCACGAUCGUGGUCGUGAUCGUGAGAUAAGACAUAGAGGGGAUGGUAGGAGAUAAAACGUCCAAAUGGUGAAAGUUUAUGAUUGUAAUGUAAUAUUCUCUGGGAUUUGUUGUAUUUCCCUCUGUUUUUGGCUCUCUUCAGAUGCUCAACUAUUGAGUGUUAAAUCAAGACAAAGCAAAUGUAGCUCCAUUUCCCUAGUGCUAUACAUCCAUCCCAAAACUUCAUAGAAUUUUUUCUUGUUUGAUCGGACUAGUGUAAUGAGCUGUUGGGUUCGUGAUCUUCAAGUCCCUGAAAGAGCAGAAUUAUGUAGACAUCAACGUAAGUUUUUGUUAAUGCUUGACAGAUCAACUGUUUUGCUCAAAAUAACCAUACUUGAUUUUUCUCCUA